Sturnus vulgaris (Common starling) is the source of this 4955-nucleotide messenger RNA. The record is from RefSeq and is a predicted model, not a curated record. NCBI's taxonomy places the organism in Eukaryota, Metazoa, Chordata, Aves, Passeriformes, Sturnidae.
GCCUUGACUCCAGACAAUUAUUUGUGAUGCUGCUCCUGGGUGUAUUUCCCAAGGGGAAGAGAGGUGUGGAGUGGGUUGGUGCCAUGGCUGGAAGGCAUCCCAGCCACCUCUCUUCCUGCCCAAAGGUGGGACUCCAGACACAUCCAUUUCUAGACAAAGAAGGUGAUGAUCAUCCACUUGUCAGGCUCCACCCUGCAAUGCUGUUCUUCCAUGCAGAACUGACCUUGUUGUUAAUUAUUAAACCCCCAGCAAACACUGCUCGCUGCUUUGUCCUAGUUACACUUGUGGGCUUCUCACCCUUAUAGUUAGCUUUUUAAAAUUACCCUGGUAACCUCUGUGGACGAAUGAAGAUGGGAGCAGCAGAUGCUCAUCUCCCAGCCAGUGCAGGAGACGGCCUGGAGAGGCUCUGGAGCUGUUCUAGGGCAGCUGAGAGAUGGGCUGCAUGUGGUUGGCCAUUAUCCAUGUCUGCCAGGGCUUGGGGCUUGCAUGUAACCACUGCCCACAGGAGUUUUCUUGCCCUGUCUGUGGGCUCCUGUGGCUCCAGACCUGGUUUGCAGGUGGGCUGGGGUCCAAGGAGAGACCUGGAUCCAGGUCCAUGUGUUCUGUGGAUGCUGAAGAGCAGCCUGGGAAGUAGGAGGGCUGGAGACUUGCUCCCUCUUGCAGGCUGGGCAGAUGGAAAUGGGCUGUGGGCAGAAGCCCCUUCCAGCAGACCCCACCCCUAAGCAUCCAUUGCCUGUCUUCCCUCUGCUCACAGUUGCCCACUGAGGGACCAUGCCAGGCCUCUACGCCCUCUUGUCCUGGGAGGCUCUGCCCCUGAAGAGCUCCACGGUGAAGGCUUGUGCCAACGGAUACUCCCUGAGCAUCAAUGCUCACCUCACGUACACCAACCCCCACAAGGAGCCUGUGGAAGGCAUCUUCAUCUACCCGCUGGAGGAGUCGGAGGUGGUGGCCAGCUUUGAGGCAGCCGUGGGCAGCCGGCGGGUGACAUUCCAGCUGCAGAACCGGCACCGGGCGCAGGACUGCUGCCUGCAGUGCAGCCCCAGCCCCGGCCGGCUGCGCCGCUGUGCCGGUGGCCACCUUGUCUUGGAUGAGGAUGUGGAGCGCUCCACCUUCAUCAUUGUCACUGGCAUACUGUGCCCAUCGGAGAGCCUGGCUGUCACCCUGAACACAGUGCAGGAGCUGCCCACGCUGCCGGACGGGGCCCUGCGCCUCCUCCUGCCCCCCAUCCUCACGCCCCACGUCCCCGCCGACCCCGAGAGCGAGCCGGCAAGCUUGUGUGACGACAGCCCCACCAGCUGUUUUGGGGGGCCAGGUGCCCGGAGCCAGUCACCCACUGUGGUGCCUGUGGAGAGCGUGGAUGUCUUUCGGGGACGACCCUGCAACCCUUUUCCUUAUGAGUUCGCCUUCGAGCUGCUGGUGAAGGGCCCCUGCUUGCUGGCAGGGCUGGAGAGCCCAUCGCAUGCCCUGAGAGCUGACGCCGACCCCUGGGCCAGUUCUGCCACCACCACCUGUGUCACUCUGGCCGAGCCCCACCGCUAUGACAGGGACCUGGAGAUCAUCCUCUACCCUUGUGAGCCCCACAGCCCCCACCUGCUGAUUGAGGAUGGCACCAUGACGUACCCUGAGUACGAGGCGCACAUUCGGAGCCGCCGGGAUUACAUGCGGAUUGCCAGGAAGGACAGCAGUGGCGAGAGACAGGUGGCUUUCGUGCAGAAGCGUUUCCACAAAGACAUCUUCCCCAACCCCGUGCUGAUGCUGAAUUUCUGCCCGGCUGUGGAGGGUGUUCCCGGGGACCUGCAGAGCGUCACCCGCGAGAUCCUCUUCCUCAUUGACCGCAGCGACACCAGCAGUGGCCCUGACCUUGACAAGGUCAAGGAGGCUUUAUUGGUGGCCCUGAAGAGCCUCCCAUCAGGAACACUGCUCAACCUUGCCAGCUUCAGCACUGACAUCAAGCCACUCUUUCCAUCCAGUCGCCUCUGCAGCAACGAGACGUUGCGGCGCGCCUGCGAGCACCUUGGCGGACUGCGGGUGGACUCUGGUGGCACCAACCUGCUGGCAGCCCUGGGCUGGGCGCUGGCACAGCCCCUCCAUCAUGGCUACCCUCGCCAGCUAUUCCUCUUCACCAGUGCAGCAGUGGGCAAUGCAAGCAGGAUCCUGCGGCUGGUGCGCAGGCAGGCCAGCACCGUCAGGGUGUCCUUCACCCAUCGCAUCCCUCAGCCCAUCGGCUCAGCUCUUCCUGGGCCAUGGCUUUCCAUCCCCUGGCUCUUCUGCAGGUGCUUCAGCUUUGGCAUGGGCUCGCGGGCAUGCCGGCGGCUGCUGAAGGCCAUGGCCAGGGUGAGCCGGGGCUGUGCUGAGUUCCUGAGCCCGGCCGAAAGGCUGCAGCCCAAGCUGAUCAAGUCCUUGAAAAAGGCGAUUGAGCCAGCCAUCAGCGACAUCACCAUUGACUGGUAUGUCCCCGACAGCAUGGAGGCUCUGCUCUCGCCCACUGAGCUCCCGGCCCUCUACCCUGGUGACCGCCUCAUCAGCUACUGUGUCCUCUACAGCAUCGCCCGCUUCGGAGACAGGCGCCCACUGGGCCAGGAAGGGGCUCGCCAGAGCUCCCGGGGUUCAGCCUUUCUCUCCCAGCAGGAAGUGCCCAGUCCUGGGGAGAGCCACCAGCCACCCCAGAGCAACCCAGGAACUGGGGAUGCCUCCCUGGAAGUUUUUGCUGGAAGUACAGAGGUGUCAGAGCGGAGUAUUGAUCCUGUUUCUGGGGGAGACAUCUGGAAGCGGAUUUACCAGCCCUCCUACAUCCAGGAGCAGUAUGUCCUGACACACUGUUCUGUCAGCACUGACCGCAGCCAGGGGCUGCUCUCCCGCAGCUCCACCAGCAGCGAGUCCACUGGCUCCCGGGAUGUGGCCCCCGAGGGUGGUUCCUCAGCCCCUGGUGCUGAUGUCACCUCCCAGCAGGGCCAGAAGAGCCUGUCCCUCUGCGAGUCCUCCACCAAAUCCGCCCCGCUGCCCUCUGCCCCAGCUGGCACCAAGGUGACAGUGGCCCUGAGCACGGAGGAGCUGGCUCGGCAGAAGAAGGUGCUGGCACGUGCUGCCCUGGCUGGGCGCAGCUUUUCCACGCCACACGGGGAGCUGGAUGCCCAUCGGCUCUGCCAGGCCUUGGAGAAGGUGUCACAGAAGAGGAACCAGUCCCUGGAGGGGCGGCUGGAUGAGCUGGGACCCCAGGCACGGCAAAUGCAGCCCAGUGCAGUGGAGUCAAAUAACCUCCUCUCACCCACCCACCUGGACUGGGACAUGCUGGUGGAGCCUUCCUACCUCUUCAGUGCCUCGCCAGCGCCCGAGCCAGGGCAGCCCAGCCCAGGUGAUGCCAGCAUGCCCCUGCGCUGCCAGGUGGUGAUCCACGCGCUGCGAGCCGGCAAGCCGGUGUCCUGGGAAGUGACAGCCUCGCUGGAGUCACUUCUGCAGCCUCGGGAGGGACCGGGCAGGGAGGACCGGCCGCGGCGGGCGGCCAAAGCCUGGGACAAGCCACUGCACCGGCUGGCAGCGCGCUCCGUCGUCCGGGACAAUGAGAGCGUGGCACAGCGGGAAGCCAAGCUGGAGCAGGGCUUUGCUCGCCGGUUCCGCCUGAAAGCCGUGCAAACCAGCAAAGCCUGCAACGUGCCCUCCCUCUACACUCGCCUGGUGCCCGUGGACUGUGCCACGCAGGCAGCCCUGCCCGCAGCCCCCGAAGUGUGGGGCAUAGCUGGCUCAGCCAGCCGGACACGAGCUGUUGCGGCAGGGAACUGGCACCACCGGAGCUCCCCAGCGGGUCAGGGGCAGCAGCAGGAUGUAGAGGAGCAGCAUGAGGCCCCUGGCACUGCAGACCGAGACGAGAAUGCCAGGUCCCCGGGCAGCAUCUCCUCCCCUACCUUUGGCUGGGAAAAGCAGAACUACUCAAACGGGCCUCCAUCCAGCCCCUCCACCACCUCCAUGGGCUCCCAGAAAUCUACAGAGAGCAUCGCAGGCUCCAGGUUUAGCCUGAGCAGGCGCAGGGGUCCCAGCCUGGCACUGCGCCCGCAGUGCCUCAGCCCAGGAAGUGAGCGUUCCAGCAACCACUCGAGCCAUGACUACCUCCCGCUGGUGCAGCUGCAGCAAGCCCGGGGGCCAUUCCAGCUCACCGAGAGCUUCUCUGAAGUGGUGCAGAUCCCCCUGGACCGCCUGCGCCGGGCCUCCCCCUAUGCCUCCCACCGUGCCAGCCUCAGCCCCAUGUCCCCAGGGGCCAGGAGCAUGCCUGAAGCAGGACCUGGGGCUGAGGAGGGUGAGGAGCCCAUCACAGCCCCGCAGCCCGGCUCGCCCCCAUCCCGGAGCACUUGCUCCGAGGUGCCCAGCACAGCCGUGUGGGCACAGGCAGACAGUGGGCACGGCUCCGAGUCUGACACCGGGCCCCACUCGGCUGCCCCCUCUGAGGCCAGUGUGAGCUGUCAGGACAUGGGGCCAGAGGAUCUGGAGAGUGCCAGCUGGGCCACGGCGGUGGCCCUGGCGUGGCUGGAGCAUCGCUGUGCUGGGUUCUUUGAGGAGUGGGAGCUGGUGGCAGCCAAGGCGGACGCGUGGCUGCAGGCACAGCGCCUGCCCGAGGGGGUGGACGUGGGCUGCCUCAAAGGGGCAGCCAGGCACUUGUUCCUGCUGCUGCGUCACUGGGACGAGAACAUCAAGCUGAACAUGCUGUGCUACAACCCCAACAACGUGUGACGGCCGCCUGAGGGGCCAAUAAAGACACCUGGCUCCAAGCCACCUGCACUGGUGUCUCUGUUACAAGCAGGGAGCUGCUGGCUCUAUUCUGGCCAUGCCAGGACUCACCAGAAUCCUAGGAGGGGGUCACCUCCUUCCCAGCCAUGUCUGGUGGGAGGGAGCAGGCAGGGGAAUAGGAAAAGCUGUACUGGAGUGAUUCCUGGGCUCCAUCAAAGCAAAUGAAACCUUGAAGCAAA